Triticum turgidum subsp. durum (durum wheat) is the source of this 1749-nucleotide messenger RNA. The record is from the annotation of a GenBank genome assembly. Lineage: Eukaryota; Viridiplantae; Streptophyta; Magnoliopsida; Poales; Poaceae.
AUGGACGGCGCCACCCCAUCCAAGAAGCCCCGGACGGCGGCCUCCAGCGCCGGGUCGCCGUGGAAGGUGACGAAGUCGGCGGCCGCGGUCCCCUCCUCGGCCUGCCAGUUCGCGACGCCGGAGAAGAUGAAGAGGGCGGCGCCGGCCGCCGCGGCGGAUCUGGUGACGCCGGAGAAGACGGAGCCGCGGCCGCUGCUGCGGAGGGGCCGCAGCGGCGGCGCCGUCGCGCUGUCCGUCAAGGAGGUCCGCCGGGCGGCGCUCGAGCUGCAGCGCCCGGGCAGGGGCCCCGCGGCGGGGGUCGAUGCCGGGGAGGAGGACGCGCUCGAGUCCGUCGCGCGGGAGCUCGGCGUGGGCGCCGGCGCCGGCCGCAGCCCCGUCAAGCGCAGGCCCGAGGUCAAGCUGCCGGAGAGCUAUGAGAUUCUCUGCGAGUUCUUCAACUGCUUCGAGAGCUCCACCCGGCUCCUCCGCAUGAAGGGAUCCAAGGCGACAUUCCCCAACAUCUGCGCUAGCAUUCAGAACUUGGCUGAGAGGAGGUUUACCUAUGGCCAUCUCGCACAGCUCAAGUACAUUAUGCCUGAGGCUAUUGUCAUCAACAAGAUCCUUUUGCGCGACGACAAGACUUGCUGCAUGAAGCCAGAUCUUCAGGUGAACCUAUUGGUUGAUUCAGUUGAGGACAGUGUGAUGCAGAAGGGGGAAACCCGCUACUCUGCUUUGAGAAGGAUGUUCAGGCAGAGGCUUGUGGACUUCUUCAGGAAACAUCCUGAGGGAGAUGACAUCCCGGAGCAUGAGCUGCCGUAUCCAUUUACUCAAACAAAAUCAAGUGUGGCUCAGAGCACACCAAGAGUUGUUACUGAAGUUGUAUUUGCCGCGCCAUCACCAAGCCUGGCUGAACAGCCGGCUGUUGCACUGUCGCACAUGUCCCAGUCUUUCAAGAGAAGGUUCUCACAGAGAUCUUCAACCGGCCCUGCAACUGCCAGCACAACCGGUCUGCCGCCAAAGGCUGAGUCUACUACUCCAUCUCCAUUGGGCAGGAAGUUGAUGCUCAAUUCUACUUCUGGUGGCAUAGAUCAUGAGUCCCAAGUGCAAGAGAAAAGUAGCAAGGAUGUUGCACUCAGGUUUGGUGUUACGGAAGGGACUCCUGCCAAGUUCGCCUCCACACCAGUGAGAUCAAUGGCAGGCACACCGAACCUUGAGACCCCACAGAGGCCAAUAUCUGCUACUGUGUGUGACACACCACCUCUAAAAACGGUCAAGCGAUCAGCUAGAGCGAAGUUGUUCAUGACACCUACAAAGGAUGCAAGCAAAAUGGAAGAAGAGAACCAAAGCAUGAGCAGCACAUCUCCAAGUGAUGGCGAUGAUGAGCUGCUCGGUUUCCUUCCAAAGUCCCUCUUGCAGUCGGUAAAGGAGAAGGAGAAGAGAACUUUAGAGGAGAAGGAAACAGGCUAUGCAGACCAGGUUCAGCGGCAGAAGCUCAUAUCAUGUCUGCCAAGCACCUUUGACAUUAUCUUCCUUAUCUAUCAGUCGAGGCAGCGAACUGUACUGACAAAGCAGGAGCUCAUCCACAAGAUAAUCGAAAGUAACCCGAAGAUUGUUGACAAGGGUGAAGUCGAAGAGCAAGUGAGACUGCUUCUAGAGUUUGUCCCAGAGUGGAUCUCUGAGAAGACUGCAAGAAAUGGAGAUGUUCUCUGCUGCAUCAAUACGGCACUGAGCCAGUUUGAGGUUCGACAAAGGUUGUCCGGCGUCGAGUAG